Morchella sextelata is the source of this 663-nucleotide messenger RNA. RefSeq lists its product as uncharacterized. Bases 1 to 663 code for a protein of 220 amino acids. Gene Ontology annotation, biological process: mitochondrial respiratory chain complex IV assembly. The record is from RefSeq and is a predicted model, not a curated record. NCBI's taxonomy places the organism in Eukaryota, Fungi, Ascomycota, Pezizomycetes, Pezizales, Morchellaceae. The transcript has 5 exons.
AUGUCUACCGUAUCCUCAGCCCGCCUUCUGCAGUCUACAUUUGCAGGCUCCGGGAGAAAAAUCUUCGCUUCCCGGGGACCUAUGUCAUUGCAAUGUCUCACACCUCCUAGAUUAAGAGCCAUACCUCGCCAGCCAGCAACACCAGCGGGAUUCCACUCUUCUGCUGUUAGAAGAUUUAAAACGGUCGAGGAGGCUAAAUCUCGUUAUCGCAGUGGGCCUUUCUCAUGGAAAGCCGGGCUUCUUUUUCUCCUUUCUGGUGUCGGAUUGACAUUCUAUUUCCGCACAGAGAAGGAGAGAAUGGAACGUAAGAGAAUAGCAGAAAUGUCAAAAGGAGUUGGGAAGCCAAAGGUUGGAGGCCCAUUAAAUUUGGUCGACCACGAAGGGAAAGAGAGGAAGGAUGAGGACUGGAGGGGAAAGUUUAUGUUGGUCUACUUUGGCUUCACACGUUGCCCAGAUAUAUGUCCCGAGGAAUUGGAUAAAAUGGCAGAAAUGAUCGAUUUGGUUAAAAAGAGCAAAGGGAACGUUAUGACACCAAUUUUUAUUACUUGCGAUCCUGCUCGAGAUACUCCCCCAGUGAUGAAGGAAUACCUGGCCGAAUUCCACCCUGAUAUCGUUGGACUGACAGGUAAUUAUUACUCGUCAAUGCAGUCAGUUGGUCCCUAA